This is a messenger RNA of Vicia villosa (hairy vetch), 1160 nucleotides long. RefSeq names its product peptidyl-prolyl cis-trans isomerase, chloroplastic-like. Gene Ontology annotation, biological process: protein peptidyl-prolyl isomerization; protein folding. Lineage: Eukaryota; Viridiplantae; Streptophyta; Magnoliopsida; Fabales; Fabaceae. Bases 155 to 898 code for a protein of 247 amino acids. Gene Ontology annotation, molecular function: peptidyl-prolyl cis-trans isomerase activity. The record is from RefSeq and is a predicted model, not a curated record. The transcript has 7 exons.
CACAGUGCGGUUGUGUUGUGUGCUUUAACUUUAAGGUUUCAGCUUAAGUGAGAGAACAGAAGCAACAAGAUAAACCUGAGUGCGAAGAUUAGGUGUGAGAUCCAGAAACUGUUGUACCAUAUUUCCCACCCAAAAAACUCAUUUUUCUUCUUCAAUGGCUUCUUCAUUCUCAACUCAGCUGGUGCAGAGUCAGAACCUACUUCCUCGCUUUCAUGCUGUCCAGAGGAAGCCACAAGUAGUUUGUAGCAUUGGAUGCAGCAAAUUGUCAUCAAGAUAUCAUUAUGCGCCAAGGCUUUCUGUUUCACAACAAUCUAAAGCCAAAUCAGUCACUUCUCGGAGAAUAACAUGUGCUAGUGCUCAGGGAGAUGUUGCGGAGCUGCAAGCUAAAGUGACAAGCAAAUGUUUCUUUGAUAUAGAAAUUGGAGGUGAAUCUGCUGGAAGGAUUGUAAUUGGUCUAUUCGGAGAUGCUGUUCCCAAAACAGUUGAGAAUUUCAAGACUUUGUGUAUAGGAACGAAAGGAUAUGGUUACCAAGGAAGCUUCUUCCAUCGUAUAAUACCAAAUUUCAUGAUUCAGGGAGGUGACUUCACCGAAGGAAAUGGAACUGGUGGAGUCAGUAUCUUUGGUUCUAAAUUUGAAGAUGAGAAUUUUGAUUUGAAGCAUGUUGGUCCUGGAGUUUUGAGCAUGGCGAAUGCUGGUCCUAAUACUAAUGGCAGUCAGUUUUUUAUAUGCACUGUACCGACUCCAUGGUUAGACAAUCGCCAUGUUGUGUUUGGACAUGUCAUUGAAGGACUGGAUAUUGUGAAGCAACUCGAAUCACAGGAGACAAGCAGCUAUGACAAUAGUCCCAAGAAACAGUGCAAAAUUGCCAAGUCUGGAGAACUGCCUUUAGAUGGUUGAUCUUUACUCCAAAGUGCUGUACAUUCUUCCGACUGUCGAGUGCAAUUCAGUAUUGGAGGGUGUUUCGUGAGGGAGUUGUUCGAUUCAUGUUUUUGAAUUGUCAUUGCUCUCUCCCGUAGUUAAAAUUUAAUGUUACUGAAAGGGCAUUUGGUGAAUAAUUUUGUUAAGAGAGAUACAUGACCUAUAUUUUGUGAUACCAAAAUCCUUAAACAGUAAUUGUCAUUUUCUAUUAUAAAUUUAUGCUUAAGAACUUUGCAUCUAA